This is a messenger RNA of Linum trigynum, 1743 nucleotides long. NCBI's taxonomy places the organism in Eukaryota, Viridiplantae, Streptophyta, Magnoliopsida, Malpighiales, Linaceae. The record is from the annotation of a GenBank genome assembly.
AAUUAGACCAUAAACAGCAUAAAGCUGACCACAAGUUCCCUGAAGCAUGGUUUUGCAUGGUUGUACUUAGGAAUGAGUUGGGUAUCUGAACCCAAACUCAACCUAUUAGGUGUACCAAUUAAAAAAAACUCGAAAAAUAUCCUUUAGAUUUUAGAAGAGCAAAUUCAACCCCACCAACUAGUACCUACGGUGUACUGUCAUAAAAAAAAGGCACCUUGGUGCACCAAUUAAUAAAAAAAACUCGAAAAAUAUCCUAUAGAUUUUAGAAGAGCAAAUUCAACCCCACCAACGAGUACCUACGGUGUUCUGUUAUAAAAAAAAGGCACCUACGGUGCAUAGGUAUUUAUGGGCUAACGAGCAUAACUGGACAUUAUUUCUCCGAAGACCCAUAUCGUAAUGAUAUAAAAUAUAUUCCUGUAAAUAUAUCUAUAAAGACUAAUAACAUACAUAAAUUAUCCAUAGUAUUUGAUUGAUAUUUACUGACAUAAAAACUAAUAGCAUUCAUAAAUUAUCCAUAUUGUUCAUGUUAGAUACAUACAUGACGUUGUUUUACUUUUUAGAUAAGAGUUGGAUGAAAAACGGGUAAAACUCAUACCCGAGCCAAAACCAAUCAAGAUUGAAUUUGACUCGCUUUGACUAAAUUGAUUACCUAAUGAAUUCGAGUUCGAUCUAAGAUGCAAGUGAGAUCAAUAAAAGAGAACGAUGAUGCUGCUUCCCCCUUCUUCUCUCAUGUCUUGUGUGUAUCGAAUAUCGUUAUAUCGACAUGUUUUACAUACACAAGUCGGUAAUGGUACAUAUCGGCUCAGCAAAAGCCCAGACUCCGAAACUGGCAAUUCAAAUCGAAUUCCGAAAUGGACCAAUAUCACUGAGGCCCAUCCUACCGAGGCUAUUGAGCCCAGUAAGCCCACGACAUCUAUCCGCGCUCAAUGACCCGGAUUUCUCUUAUCCGCCAUUGACAGUCGGCUGGGAGUUCGCCCAACACAGAAAUGGCGCUCUCCAACACUCUGUCGCUGAAACUUCCCCUGAAGCCACCUCUUCAUCCAUAUCCCUCCAAUCUCCAUUCCCCCUCCCUUCAUCUCCGAUUCAAAUCUCUACCAAUCCAUUCUUCUACCCUCUUCAGGUCCCGACUUCCCAAACCGCGAACUGGACUCCUCGCAAGGAGAGCAGUUGAAGAGAGCCGGGAGGAGCAAACGGAAUCGGAGCGAUUGAAUGAAUCCAGGACGGCGGCGGCGGAACCAUCGGCGACUCCGAGCGAGAAAGGCGGACAGGAGCAGAGCGAGUUGGGAGAAGAGAUAAGGAAGGCGAUGAUGGAGAGGAAGAAAGCCGAAGAAGGCGGUGGCGCCGGGAUUGGCGGGGAUCUGUUUAGCGGAGUGGCGGAGGAGAUUCGAGAGAUCGAAUGGCCGUCCUUCGGUAAAGUUUUGGGAACGACAGGCGUGGUACUGGGCGUCAUUGCUGGCUCCAGCGUCGUUUUGCUCACCGUCAAUGCCUUGCUUGCCGAGCUCUCCGAUAAGGCGUUCGCCGGUAGAGGCGUUCAGGAUUUCUUCAGUUAAGAAGAACGAAACACGAUUAUUAUUCUGUACUAUUCUGCUUCAUCAAGUCAUCAUCCAACCAUGUAAUUCAGAUUCCUAUUUAUACACAUUCAGUUUGAGGAUUUGGCGAUCAAUUGCAUCUACUUUGGUUGUUCCUUUCUGUAUCGGAAUCAAACUUGCAGCCUCCCAUUAGUAAUAAACGCAUACAAGUUUC